AUGCCGCUUCGCGUACCGGGCCUGCAAGGGCUCUCAGUGUUCAACUCACAUUUAUCGCAACGAGAGAAGGCGAAGAAGAAGAUCCGGCUGCAGCAGCCAUACAAAUGGGCUCAGAUCGUCGCGCGCAAGGCCGCCAAGGUGGCGCGCCAGGAAGAAGUCGCCAAAGCACGUGAGGCUAGCUGGGGCCACCACAUCCACGGCAUUACGACGCCCUUUGUCGAGUCGUUUGACUCAGCCGGCCAGGCAUCUAAAUCGAAGAUUAUUUUUGAGACCAACGAGAACGGCGAGUCCGUGCCGGCGUCGCUACCAACAGACUCGGAUAAGCUCAACUUCCAAUUGACCAAGCAAGAACUCGACGAGGCCGUGAACAUGGCGUACCAGCUUAGCAAACCGCUCGAGAACACGAACCGGAUUUUGGUGGACGCUGUCACCGAGGCACAGGAGCUCAAGGAGCACGAGGAGCGGCACCGCAGGGCCGUCAUUGCUCUGCAGCGCAUCUCGUCGAUGGACAACGCUAACAGCAAGAGCCGCAUGCUGAUCAACAAGCAGCGCUGCAUCGAGAAACUCGGCCGCCACAACACGGAUCAGUUUCUGCGGCCGAAGCCGCGGGCGCCGGGCCACCCAGAGCGGGAGGAGCUGAAGCGCGGUGGACCCGACACGGGCUCGUCCGAGGUGCAGAUUGCCAUCCUGACGGCGAAGAUCCGCGUGCUGGCCAAAACCUUUGAGGGCCCAUACGGCCACAAGGACAAGUACAACCGGAGGAACCUGCGUCUGCUGUGCCACCGGCGACAAAGGCUGCUCAAGUACAUGGAGCGCAAGGAACGCGGUAGUGAGAGGUGGAAGAACAUGCUCACAACGCUGGGCCUGACGGAGGCUACCUGGAAGCAGCAGAUUGAGAUCUGA
Sporothrix brasiliensis 5110 is the source of this 903-nucleotide messenger RNA. RefSeq lists its product as uncharacterized. Bases 1 to 903 code for a protein of 300 amino acids. The record is from RefSeq and is a predicted model, not a curated record. Gene Ontology annotation, biological process: translation. Gene Ontology annotation, cellular component: ribosome. The transcript is spliced from 2 exons. Gene Ontology annotation, molecular function: structural constituent of ribosome. Lineage: Eukaryota; Fungi; Ascomycota; Sordariomycetes; Ophiostomatales; Ophiostomataceae.